This is a messenger RNA of Patiria miniata (bat star), 2835 nucleotides long. Its product is annotated as protein LKAAEAR1-like. The transcript has 6 exons. The record is from RefSeq and is a predicted model, not a curated record. NCBI's taxonomy places the organism in Eukaryota, Metazoa, Echinodermata, Asteroidea, Valvatida, Asterinidae. Bases 226 to 747 code for a protein of 173 amino acids.
GUCCAAUACCCUCGUGUCGUCUGGGUAGUACGGUACGAUAGCAACACGCGUAAUCGACUUGUAAAAAUUUGUGCAUGAUGAAUGAUACUGAUAGUGAUAGUCUUGUUCGUUGAUGCUGGCAUGAGGUGCGAGUACGAGUGACAGCAACGUUGGACAUCAAUAAUCAACAUUUGAGACGUUCAAGAAGUUUGCAUCAAAUCUAGUACUGUUAAAAACAACAACAACAUGGGAGACAAGAAUGAUGAACCAGCGGGAAGAGGAACAAAGUUUCGACGUCAAAAUCGCAAGAAACUAACAGCAAAAGAGUUGAGUCAAAUGGAUCCUACACAUAGAAGUAAAUACCUUGCUUAUGAAGAUCCACCGAAGCAUUCAUCAGAAGCAAUGGAGAGUUCUCAGAAGAGAAUACUAGAGCAGAAAAAAGCUGAUGCAUUGAAAAGCAAACAAGCUACUCAGGUAGAUCUAGAGAAGGAAAAACACAGUCAGCUGAUUGGCCAGCUCAAGGCAGCAGAAGCCAGAAACAGACUACGAGUUAUGAGGCUCAGAUACCAAAAUAACAGAGCCCAAGAAGUGAAGCAUUUAAUCUCAUGUCAACCCACAGCAAUCAAGGCAGUAAGACUGCAAGCAAUGGUGCCUCCAGUACCGGAUAGGAAUAGCCCUGGUGAUGAACUAGACAAGCUACAGAGAUCACGUGUUGAGACAAUCUUGGAAGAUGAAAGAGGACUAACCAUCAAUAGAGAUAUAUCGUGACCUCUCACUGCGCUCGGUGUAUCAUGGUAGUGUUUUAGUUAAAUCCUUUCUUUGAGUCCCCAGUACAUGUACCGUACUAAAAUAUACAUCGGUGGAGGAAGAAUAUCAGCUUUGGACACACAUAUAUUUCCCUUUAUCAAUUACUGCAGAAUUUUGACAUGCAUUUUUGUCCCCAUCAGAGUCUAUAUCCGCACAAUGUACAGCCCAGUUACUUAGACUGUAUUGUUUUUAGGCUUAUUUCAGUUACCUGUGUGGAUUAAAGGUAGGGUAUAUCAUUUGUUAUUUGUGCAUUUAUUUCGUUUGAACAAAAGUGAUAAAAAUCUAAAGACAGGUACUUAACUCUAACCUGAUGAACUUUUAGCUCUGUGAAUGCUGUACAUUCUGAGAAAACAACAUUUUAAGAUCUAGGUUUCAAUACAAAAGUUGCAGCUUCAUGUUUUGAAUUGUGCCUGAAAUCAAUGUCCUGGACAUGUUCUCAUUCAGCUGAUUGCAGCUACGCUCACGCACUGAACAGACAAAGCGGAGCACGUGCGACCGCAUGUGUGUCAACGUUUGUGCGCACCCAUAUACGGAUUCGCCGAGUUACAAACCAACCAAUACGGAAAUAUCCAAAAAAGCGUCAGUAGAGGCAUCUUUGGAAAGGGCCUUCUUGUUUUCUUCAAAGUGACAGUAUGCCAGAAGGAAUUGUUUCACAAGGAGCUUAAUGUCAUUACUAUCUUUAAACCAAGUAAACUUUUCAACAGUAAUUUUGUCAGUUACUUUUUGGAUAGCUGCAAAUGAUCUACUCCACCUUUAAGAGGACUUGGCUGCAACACUAACAUGAACAUAUUUGUCAGUAUUGUAUAUCAAUAGUAGCCAUGCUCGCAUUGGACUUAAUUUUGCCAAAUGUUACUGCGAGUAUUUGUUAAAAUUCCAUUUUGGUUAGUCUACCGUACGUCUGCAAAAGAAAGUCAUUCAUUGCGUAAACUUUACCUUACCGUGCUCUUUCAGAAUCUUAUGAGGGCGCCCUUCUAUUGACCUCGUAACCUACUACUGGAUGUGGUUGUAGGCCCGAUAACAUUGCAAAAUGCAGCAUAAAAACAUUCGAAUCAAGUGUACAGUAUGUAACAGUAUGUACGCCUACACUUGUGAAUUACAAAGGUCAAUAACCUAUGCAGAAGGUAAUGUGAAACUAAGAAUGUAAUUUUUCUGAGAUCCAAAUAACUUACUAAUGUAAAACUUACUGCUGCAGUCCGCCAAACACGUACAAUCGACAGUUGACACUGGAUUUAAUUUGUUUAAGGUGACAACAGUCUCUAUAAAGUGGACAAGUCUGUUAUUUUACCAUACCAGUCCAAUGCCAACACAGCUAUUUACUUUCAAUUGAUAUGGUAAAACUAGCCCGCUCAGGACAUCCAAGCAGGCAAUAUUUGUUUCUGCACAUUUUGAAAGAAGUCUGAAUAAUUAAACCAAUUUCCAAUAUGAAUGUACUUUUGUUUCAAUUGGCAAUUGUUAUAUUUUAUUGGGAAAUUUAUUGGAACCUUUCCAAACCACCCCUUCAUGUAAUGCUAGUACACAUACCCACAUCAAUUACGUUCAGGGAUGAGAUUGACAAUUAAUAAAAAAAAGUCUGAAAAUUGCUGAAAUGUCAGGAAGAUGUAUUUCUUUCUAUACUGAUAAUGUCUUUCUCUCCGAUUCAAAAAGUCUGAUAUCAGACAAAAGUCUGAAAAAUCAUUUGCCUGAAUGUUAGAACACUAUGCCAAGCAGACAUACCUGCAUGUAAGUGCACACGGACCUCUGGUUGCUACGUUGAUUGCUGUGUAUAUAUGUACUUUUUCAGUCAUUGUCAGAAGCUAAAAAUUGCAUUUGAUUGUGCUCCUUGGAACAUUCAAUUUUGCUUGGGCAUUGCGGCUGCUCUGGUAAAGUAAAAGUUAUGGAUCAUCUUGAGCUCUAACCAAGCUAGGUUUACCAUAUCACUCAUGUUCACCUUAUUUAUCAUGCAUAUAUUCAGUCCAAAUUUGUGUAUUCAUUUUUAAAAGCAUCUGUGCCACUCAAGGAUUUGCGUGCAAGUGGAAUAAUAAAAUGAAAUUAGCUGGCUAUGUACAUGUA